Molecule: messenger RNA, 420 nt
Organism: Thlaspi arvense
Lineage: Eukaryota; Viridiplantae; Streptophyta; Magnoliopsida; Brassicales; Brassicaceae
Source: the annotation of a GenBank genome assembly
AUGGAUAACAAUAACUGGAGGCCAGCUCAAGGCGGCGGUGAACCGACCAUGGAUACGGGUGAUUGGAGGACUCAACUGCAACCUGAAUCGCGGCAGAGGAUUGUCAACAAGAUAAUGGAAACUUUGAAGAGGCAUCUUCCUUUUUCUGGACCAGAAGGACUUCAAGAACUCAAGAAAAUUGCAGUAAGGUUUGAGGAGAAAAUCUUCACUGCAGCCACAAGCCAGUCUGAUUACCUGAGAAAAAUAUCAUUGAAGAUGCUGACAAUGGAGACAAAAUCUCAAAAUACUAUGAGCAAUUCUCUGCCACCCAAUUCUGCAAAUAACGGCAGAAAUCCCCUGAUACUGGCGACUGUUAGUGCUGGGGGAACCUAUGUCAUGAUGGACCCAGGCCAAGACCUUUAUGUUUCUAGAGGGCUUUAG